UUGGUCUCUCUGGUGUUUUUCAGAAGACCUCAGCACACCACUGGCAGCAGAAGUGCAGGGCAGCUCCAGUACAGCACUUGGACCAGUUACUCAUUUUGUGUGAAACCAGGCUCUGCCACCCCAAGAGCUUGCCAAGAUGUGUGACAUGGGGGGGCUCGACAACCUGAUUGCCAACACGGCCUACCUCCAGGCGAGGAAGAGUGGAGAGGCAGACACCAAGGAGAUGCAAAAGAGACGUAAGAGCCUUUCACUGCCCAAACUUGACCAAUGCAAAGAGCAGAGAGAGUCCAUUGUUGCUGAUUAUGAAAGCAUCUGUGAGCAGCAGCCCAUUGGCAAGAAAUUCUUCAGAGAUUUCUUAGAGACAGUGCCAGAAUAUUUGGUAGCUAGGGACUUCCUGGAUGAGGUAUCAAACUGGGAGCUGGCAGAGGACAGCAUCAAGAACAGUACCAUGGAAAAUAUGGUCACCAAUUUUCUUAAGGAAGGCUCCAAAAACUAUCUGUCUUUUAUGAGCUCUGACUUGGUCAGCAAAUGCCAGGCAGCUACUGCAAAAGACUAUGAGAAUGUCAUGCAGCUGGCCAAGGAGGAAACCAAAGUCUUCCUUAAAGACAAGCCCUUCCAGGAUUUCCAGACCAGCCCCUUCUAUGACAAAUUCAUCCAAUGGAAAGUUUUUGAGAAGCAACCGGUAACUGAUAAAUACUUCUAUGAGUUCCGAGUGCUGGGCAAAGGUGGCUUUGGAGAGGUUUGUGCCAUCCAGGUGAAAAAUACUGGCAAGAUGUAUGCCUGCAAGAAACUGGAUAAAAAAAGGUUGAAAAAGAAAAGUGGAGAGAAGAUGGCACUGCUGGAGAAAGAGAUCCUGGAGAAGGUCAACAGCCCUUUCAUAGUCACACUGGCUUAUGCCUAUGAGAGCAAAACCCAUCUGUGUCUUGUUAUGAGCCUCAUGAAUGGAGGGGAUCUGAAGUAUCACAUCUACAACGUGGGAGAACGGGGUUUGGAAAUGAAGAGGAUCAUUUAUUACUCAGCUCAGAUCACCUGUGGGAUUCUGCAUCUCCAUUCCAUCAACAUUGUGUACCGGGAUAUGAAACCAGAGAAUGUCCUCCUGGAUGAUAAUGGGAAUUGCAGACUGUCUGAUCUUGGAUUGGCAGUGCAAGUCAAAGAGGGAAAACCCAUCACUCAGAGGGCUGGGACAAAUGGUUAUAUGGCUCCGGAAAUCCUGAAGGAAGAAGACUACAGCUAUCCUGUGGACUGGUUUGCUAUGGGCUGCUCUAUUUAUGAGAUGGUUGCUGGACGAACACCAUUCAAGGAUUUCAAAGAAAAGGUCAAUAAGGAUGAGGUUAGAAGAAGAACUCUGGAAGAUGAGGUGAAAUUUGAACAUGCCAGCUUUACAGAGGAAGCGAAAGAUAUUUGCCGACUGUUUUUGGCUAAGAAAAAAGAGGACCGUUUAGGAAGCAGGAAUGCGGACGAUGACCCAAGAAAACAUAAUUUCUUCAAAACGAUAAAUUUCCACAGGCUAGAGGCAAACCUUAUUGACCCUCCAUUUGUGCCAGAUCCAUCAGUUGUCUAUGCCAAAGAUAUUGGAGACAUUGCUGACUUCUCUGAAGUACGAGGAAUUGAGUUUGAUGACAAAGAUAAGAAGUUCUUCAAAAGGUUUGCGACAGGUGCUGUCCCUAUACCCUGGCAGGAGGAGAUCAUUGAAACGGGACUGUUUGACGAACUGAAUGAUCCCAACAGAGUCGAGUCCGGAGGCUACGCCAACGGAGGCGAAGCUAAGUCAGGAGUUUGUUUGUUGUUGUAAAAAUCGUAUCGUUAUCAAAGAGUAGAAACCACCUCCGAACUUUCCGUGUUCUGACGCUGUGUCAGAAACUCAGUGCACCUGUUUGAGAAGAACCAACCAGUGCAAUGUGACAUUGGCAGGCUAUGUAGGACGACCAGCAGUAUAGACUGUAUUAUUUGCCUUUGUUCUAACAAAGGAGAUAAUAUUUUUGUGUUAUUGGAGAUGUAUCAAAUGAAGAACCGUAUUUCUCCAAGAAACUUAGAAUAGAAAUUCUGGAAUACAAAAAAGCAGUGAUAGAGUGAAGAGGCAACAGCUUUUGAAAAUGCCUGAUUACCGUUUUGAAUACAAUGAUUUGUUGGUUUUCUUUCUUUUUUCUUGCUAUUUCUACUAACAUUUCCUUGUUCUGCAGUUUUCAGGAAGGAUUUUUUAAUUUUCGAGUAAUAUUCUCAGUUAGACAGUGGAGCUCACGUACCAUGUCAAACUUGGAAUCUUAUUGGUUAGCCAGUCUGUCUGUUGUUUUCUUAAGUUCUGUUAGUUUUUGGAUGGUUUGAUUGUAAUAUGUUCAAGUUGUCAUAAAAUAUAAAGAAAGCUCUACAUAUCAUUAGAAAAUAAGAACGACACGAUCAGACUAUUUUCAAAGUUGAUUUUAAUGAAGUGAAGAUAAGAUUGCACCAAAUCUAAUGGAAUAAAGCAUUUAUUUAUUAUUAUUAAGUGUAUUCUUUUAAGUGAUAAUACCAUACACAAAGAAAACAUUUACACAUUCUCUUUGACAAUUUUAUACUUUUAUCAGGUUUCCUGCUAAUUUUUCUGUAUUUUGGUGAUAAAUUAAGCUACAGAUAGACCAAAGCAAUAUGUUAUUGGCUUUUUACAAGACAUUUAUUUCAGAGCAAUAUAGGUUUUAAUUCAGUAGUUGCAAAAUGCAUUAUACUGUUAAGUGCUGUAAUGGUGGAAAGGUUAUGUAUGCAAGUUGAAACUAUCUUCAAAUGUUUAUUGAUUCUCAUGCAAAUUUUGAUGUGUUUUUGUUUUUCAAUUUUAUGACAACCUAAAUUGAAUUAAUUGGAAACAUUUCUGUGAAUACUUGCUACUGGUGAAGUGUAUUACUCAUGAGAGGCCUCCUGCUGAUUUUCUGUGGUAAGAAAAUAGGCAGUAGUUGUUUGCACAACUUCUAAAACUGAUCCUGCAUGCUGGUUAUGUCAUCCAUCCAGCCACAAUUUCCAUUGACUAAAGUGGAAGUUGAACCUGCUUCAUUCCUUGGAGUCCUGGAGGUUGCUGAUGCCCCGUUUUCUGUUUUUCAUAUGGCAAACCCCCAACUGAACUCAAAGACCUCCAUUACAGAGACAUUGGGAUUGAACCCACACAUCUGUUUUAGAAGAGGAAAACCAGUAUAUACGAUGUCUUCUAUAGUCAGGUCUGUCAUGUGCAUAGCUUUAGUAUUUAUUUAUAAUCUAAUAACUCAUCCCAAACAUUGCAAUAAACAAAAACUCCUUAGUUUUAAAUACUUUAAGUGAUUUAGUCACAGCUAAGAAAUACAUUGGUAAUACAAUGUGUUGUUCUAAGCAAAGAAAAUAAUUGUUCUUUUUUUCCUUUCAAAUUUGCUUUUCCAGUGCUUUAUAUACUUAAUGUUCAAAUGAAAAUCGUGAAGAACAGUGCUACUUAGGAUUAGUGGAUAAUUCUGUUCAUUAAUUAUGAGCAUAUAAUUGUCUGCCUUUUGAGCAGAGACUUUCUGUCAAAGAGUUUAAAACAAUGUAAGCUGAAUUCUGACUUGAUCUUUUAAUUGAGAAGGGUGAUCCUGAAAGAUUGUGAAAAGCAGAGGAAGUUGGAAGGAGUGUGAUGUGGUUCUGGCAUGGAUUUAGGAGAGCACUUCCACUGCUGACAUCCACUGAUUUUAUUUCUUAUUGCUCCCAUCUGCAGAAAACUCUCACAGAGUGGUAUUAGGCUAAUAUAUUUAAGAAAUCAAGACAGAAAACUUCAUCAUAUAUACGUUUUUUAAAAAACAAAGCAAAACACAAAACCACACAGAAACUACAACCACCCCCACCACAUUAUUACAGCUAGGAGAGACCUGUUAGUCCUAGUGGCAUCAAACUUUUGUCCUGAACUGAUACACCUCAAAUCCAUAGAAAUGCUGUUUCACAAAUCCUCCAGAACCAGAAAGCAAUACUCUGUAAGGUUUCCAUUGCAUAACUAAUUUUUCAUUAUAUACAUGGUCCCCUUUGGAAAGAGGUUAUAUAUAGACAGAACCAGAACUUAAUGUCUUGUUUGAGUCACAUAUCCCCUGUGAUACCAGGUGUUGCAAGUCUGGGUUUUUCAAAAUGUAUUGCAAUACCGAGAUGUGUGAAUUCAGGAUGCUAUGGGCACAUAAUGUUAGGUUAUUUAGCUUUAGAAAUGUUAUGGUGUCACUAAAUCCCAGGAUGUGUAUCACUGAGAUACCAUAAUGUUAAGUGUCUCAUAAAUCAUUCAAAGUAGCACAUCAGAAGUCUGGUAAUGCACAGUUUGGCACAGUGUGUGACAGAGAAGAAUGUGUUAGUUUGAAAUACUCAUUUUAAUGUUUUUAAAAUUCUCCUUCACAGCAUGAACAACUUCUCUUUGCACUAUGGAGAGAGGGGCAGGGCAAAGAUUAUUUCUGUAUUCCUGUUAGAAUUUUCAGUGGGUCUU
Molecule: messenger RNA, 4426 nt
Organism: Lepidothrix coronata (blue-crowned manakin)
Lineage: Eukaryota; Metazoa; Chordata; Aves; Passeriformes; Pipridae
Gene: GRK7
Product: G protein-coupled receptor kinase 7
Exons: 4
Coding region: 137-1792 (551 amino acids)
Biological process (GO): regulation of signal transduction; protein phosphorylation; signal transduction
Cellular component (GO): cytoplasm
Molecular function (GO): ATP binding; rhodopsin kinase activity
Source: RefSeq, a predicted model, not a curated record